AUGUCGCAACGCACUACUAAGUUGUCUGGGAAGAAUAUCCUGCUUAUCGGGGGCAGUUCUGGUAUUGGCUUCGCCGUUGCCGAGCAGGCUCUUCAAGAUGGAGCACAUAUAACCAUCAGCUCGUCAACAGAAGACAGAAUCUCCAAGUCGGUGAAUAGCCUCCGAACCAACUUCCCAGAGCAGGCGGACAAUGUGCGAAGCUAUGUUGCCGACUUGUCUUCCAAGACAGAGCUUGAGCGGACUGUAGAAGGACUUCUUCAAUACGCGGCAAAAGACUCUCCUAUCGAUCAUAUAGUCUUCACUGCCGGCGAUGUGCCGCCCUUAGACCCUCUUCCAGAAGCCUCCUUUGACCACAUCGAUGCCUUCUUUGCAGUACGCUUCUAUGGCGCCAUAACCGUCGCCAAAUAUGCUCCUAAGUACAUGGUUCCAGCCAAGUCAUCGUCGAUCACUUUGACUUCAGGCACUCAGGCGCACAAGCCGACAAUGUGGCUGCCCCCAGCCAUCGGGUGCGUCGUUGAGGGAUUGAUGCGUGGUUUGGCUGUCACGCUGCCUCCGAUUCGCGUCAAUGUAGUGUCACCUGGGUUUAUUCUAACUGAAAUUAUUGAGAGACUACCCAAGGAAAUGUCCGAAAAUGCUAUUGAGCGACAUAAACAACAAUCUUUGACAAAAGACGUGGGAUAUCCGGGAGACACUGCGGAGGCAUACCUGUAUUUUAUGAGGGAUAGUUUCGUGACAGGCUCUGUUCUGGUCACGAAUGGGGGAGUAUUUCUAGUAUAG
Molecule: messenger RNA, 777 nt
Organism: Talaromyces proteolyticus
Lineage: Eukaryota; Fungi; Ascomycota; Eurotiomycetes; Eurotiales; Trichocomaceae
Product: oxidoreductase
Exons: 1
Coding region: 1-777 (258 amino acids)
Molecular function (GO): oxidoreductase activity
Source: RefSeq, a predicted model, not a curated record